UCCCAUCGUGCCCUCCUUUCUCUCUCCUUCCUAGAAGAACCGCUGCCGACCCUCCUCUCUCUCUCUCGUGCACGCCGCCAGAUCUCGCCGCUGAACUUGACCAUGGCGACGACAUCAUCUCCGGGAAGCUCCGCAACCUCCACACCAACUAGAUCUCGCCGCGGAACUCGUCCGCGGCGCCGUCCGCGUCUCCAAGAAGCUCCGCCGCCGCCAUCACGGGUCUUCUUCCCCGAGUCCGGCAUGCCUCCCGAGUUCCACUUCAGAGUCCGCGACUGAGCCGGCGUCCCUCCGCCGCUACCAUGAAUGGAGUUCUCGCCAUGUCCGAUGCUCCCGGAUGGGCACGGCGGCGCGAACCCCCAGAUGGUGGUGACCCAGUUCCGCGAGCCCAGUGCUCGACGUCGAGGAAGACGAAGGCGACGUGGAGUGGGGUCACCGGCGUCUCGAACUACCAGUGCAGGAAAGGAAGAAGCACAUGGCGCGGGCCUCAAUCGCGUCGCGGCAGGAUUCCACCACCGCGGGAACGCCCCUAAGCUCCGCCCGCGAGCUCGCUAGAACUCUGCCGCCCCGGCCGUGCCCGUGUCCGGCGCCGAGGAAGAAGGCGACAUGGCUGCGGCCAGAGGACACGUGGCGCCGUGCCUGAGAGAGAGAGAGAUGUGGCGGCGGCGUGCCGUGCGAGGCUGCGGCGGCGCCGUCCUCGGGCAUGUAGGCGGCGGCGACGGGAUGGGAGAGGACAGGGAGGAGGAGCGGCGUGGAGGGCGUGAGAUCGGGGAGACCACGUGCUGGGCCCCACCACGGACCACUGUUGCAGAAUACAAUUUCAUAAGAACUAUACAGUUUGCUAUACAUAUAGGCUUUCACGAAUCUCAACGUGGUUUGAGAAGUCCAGAUUCAGGGUGCGGUUGCCACCCGUUGCAAGUAGACAUUUCCCAGCUCUGAAGAGCUUUUCUCGUCUCCACCCCCUAAAAACUGGAUAGGCCCUUGCUAAAGAUGCUCUCGGUAGAGUAAACAAAAGUCGUUGUGCAUUUUGCCGCCCCUACCAUUAGAAGUAUCACUAGCAAGAGCACUCGCUCCAGCUCAGUGCCUCCCGUUUGCCACGAGCAGAGGAGCAGAGCAGCUCCCAAAUGUCUUGGUUUCUUCUCUGCCUGUCAUGGUUCGUCGUCUCCCUCGUCUCGGUCUACCUACUCGACCUCCUCGCCCACGCACGCCGCCGCCUCCCUCCAGGCCCUCUCCCGCUGCCCCUAAUCGGCAGCCUCCACCUCCUGGGCUCCCAGCCGCACCGCUCCCUCGCCCUCCUCGCCAAGACCCACGGCCCCCUCAUGUCCCUCCGCCUGGGCGCCGUCACCACGGUGGUCGUCUCCUCCCCCGCCGUCGCCCGCGAAAUCCUCCAGAAGCAAGACUCCGUCUUCGCCACCCGCUCCGUCAACGACGCCGUCCGCGGCCACGCCGCCAGGAACUCCGUGCCCUUCCUCCCCCACGCGUCCCCGCGGUGGCGCGCGCUCCGCAAGAUCAUGGCCACGGAGCUCUUCGCCCCGCACCGGCUCGACGCGCUCCAGGGCCUCCGGAGCGACAAGGUGUCCGAGCUCGCGGCCCACGUGGGCCUUCUGGCGCGGCAGGGCGCGGCGGUGGACGUCGGCCGCGUGGCGUUCGCGACGAGCCUCAACCUGCUGUCGCGCACCAUCUUCUCCGUCGAUCUGACGAGCCUGGACGACCACGGCGGGUCCAAGGGGUUCCAGGUGCUGGUGGCGGAGAUCAUGGAGACCGCGGGGAGCCCCAACGUGUCCGACUUCUUACCGGCGCUGGCGGGGGUUGAUCUGCAGGGCCUCCGCCGCCGGCUCGAGCGGAUGUUCGCGCGCCUGCACCUCGUAUUCGACGCCCAGGUGGACGAGAGGCUGCGCGCGCGCGACGGCGACGGCACCGGGAAGAAGAAGGACGGCGACGACGACUUCCUCGACGUGCUGCUCGAUAUCGCGGCACGUGAAGGCGACGGGAAGGACGGGCUAGACCGCGACACGCUGCGGUCCCUUUUCACGGACUUGUUUUCCGCCGGCAGCGACACAAGCUCCAGCACGGUGGAAUGGGCCAUGGUGGAGCUUCUCCGCAGCCCGUCCUCAAUGGCCAAAGCACACAACGAGCUCGCACGAGUCAUCGCCUCGGGGACAAACAUCUCGGAAUCCGACAUCGAGCGGCUUCCCUACCUACAAGCCGUGGUAAAGGAGACCUUCCGGCUGCACCCGCCAGUCCCGCUGCUGCUGCCGCGGCAGGCCCAGGCGACCGUGAGCGUCGCGGGCUACACGGUGCCCCGUGGGGCGCAGGUGCUGGUGAAUGUGUGGGCGAUGGGCCGUGAUGAAGCGGUGUGGCACGAGCCGGAGAGGUUCGCGCCGGAGAGGUUCCUGGGGAGAGCGGUGGAUUACCGGGGUGGGGACUUCGAGCUCAUCCCGUUCGGAGCCGGCCGCCGGAUUUGCCCCGGGUUGCCGCUGGCGAUCAGGAUGGUGCAUCUGAUUCUUGGGACGUUGUUGCAUCGGUUCCGUUGGAGGCUUCCGGUGGAUGUGGAGACGAGUGGGAUUGAUAUGGGCGAGAAGUUCGGGGUGACGCUCACCAAGGCCGUGCCUAUCUCUGCUAUGGCUACACCGAUUUGAGAAGUCUUGGCCCAGGCCCCUUGCUCGUUGUUAGGCAUUAUUGUGAAGCACGGGAUUGGAUUAUCGAUCAUUGGUGGGAAAUAUGUGAAUUUUAAACGCAUGUUUUUUUUUUUGACAGCUAAACCCAUGUUGUUUAUUUCUCUUGUCGUUGAUGCUGUCGCAGUCCAAAGAAAACUUGACGGUACAUCAUUGCGCGAAACGUAGUUAUUGACUUAAAUUGUAUUUGGUC
Messenger RNA from Brachypodium distachyon (stiff brome), 2865 nucleotides. RefSeq names its product geraniol 8-hydroxylase. NCBI's taxonomy places the organism in Eukaryota, Viridiplantae, Streptophyta, Magnoliopsida, Poales, Poaceae. The record is from RefSeq and is a predicted model, not a curated record. The transcript has 2 exons. Gene Ontology annotation, molecular function: iron ion binding; oxidoreductase activity, acting on paired donors, with incorporation or reduction of molecular oxygen; monooxygenase activity. The coding region runs from base 1122 to 2636 and encodes 504 amino acids.